Molecule: messenger RNA, 1965 nt
Organism: Eimeria maxima
Lineage: Eukaryota; Apicomplexa; Conoidasida; Eucoccidiorida; Eimeriidae
Exons: 2
Coding region: 1-1965 (654 amino acids)
Source: RefSeq, a predicted model, not a curated record
AUGGAUUUCGAUCGGCAGUUUCUUUCUGAUUGUGCUCCACCUCCAGCUGCUGCUACACAGAGCCACCCCGCCGGAAGUAACGGCUGCAACAGCUGCAGUAGCAGCAGAAGCUGCAGCAGCAGUCGAAGCCUCAGCAGCAGCAGCCGCAGAAGCUGCAGCAACGGCUCUAUCGGCAGCAGCUGUCAUUCUGUCUUCGACCCCAGUAGCGCAGACGAGGCGGACGCCACCCGAGGGGCAAAUAGCAGUAGCAGCAACACCAACAGCAACAGCAGCAGUAGCAGUAGCAGCUGGCGUUGGCAGGCGCUCGUCCCGGCUGCCGCCGUUCGUUCCUUGUGCUGCUGCGGAGACACAGGGUCCAUAUGCAGCUGCAGCACCUGCAGCAGCUGUGCAGCACGACGCAGGCAGCAGCGCCGCGAACGCCAUCCCAAAGUAGCCCCCACACAAAGCACUGCAACAGCAGCAGCAGCAGCAGCAGCAGCAGCGGACUGGGAGUUACUUGAUCUGCAGGCAGCAGCAGCAGACGACUCUCGCUGCUGCCGCGUCCAGUUUGUGCAACGGAGACGCCGCAGCAAACUGCCGCAGCAGCGGCUUGAAGCUGAGCUGCAGCAGGCGCUGCUGCUGCUGUACGGAGACCCUUUCGGGCGGCUUCCGCUGCAGCUGCGGUGCUGCUACGGAGAUGUCGCAGAUGCCCUGCAGGACUUGCUGCUGUACCCCUGCUGUGGAGGGGGGUCCAGAAAAAACCUCACAAAAACCACCUGCAGCAGCAGCAACAACAGCUGCAGCAGGCGCGCGUUGACCAGGCUACCCCCACAGGUUACAAUCAGCAGCGGCCCCUUAAUUUCGACCGGCCUGCAGCCUCCUGGCCUGCGAGUAGCAGCCUUCACAGGAUGCAGCAACAGCAGCAGCAGCGGGUGUAUCUGCUGCUUUGGUGAUGGUGCAACACCCGACCUGCGGCACCUUCAGAAGGACAGCAGCAUUUCAAACUGCUUCGGGCAGCUAUCUGAAACAGCAGCAGCAGCAGAAACGGCGGCAAAAGUAACAGCAUCAGGAGCAGCACAGGGAACAGCUGCUACUGCUGGAGGUGGUUCGUGUGUGUUGUGUCAGUCGACGUUUCAAGAAAAGGCCCGGGCUGUCUACUGCCCUCAGUGCGGAGUGUACGUACACCUGACGUGCGCUGGACGCUACGCCCUGCAGCAGGAAGCAGCAGCAAGGCAGCACCAGCGGCGAGUUGCAGCGUCAUCGUCCGUUGCGCGGAAAGCAGCUGCAACAGAAGCUGCUGCUGCUGCCGCUGCAGCAGCAGAUGACGAUCUUGACGAGGCAUACCGAGUAGUCCCUUCUUAUUGGUGGUGCUGCGCAUGCAGCCGCAGAGUUUUUUGGGGAUUUGUCUUAAACCACUUAUAUGAGCGAUGCAGGAACAGGUCCGCAGAGGAAGCAGCAGCAGCACAGGCAGUAGCAACUGCUGCUGCUACUGCUGCUACCGACUUUGCUGCUGCUGACGAUGGACAGGAUAUCGGCGAGAGUCCAGCGAGCCAGGCAACAUUAGCAGUGUUAGCAGCAACACCGGCUGCUGCUGCUACUGCUGCUGUUAGCGUCGACAACGGGGCAUCAGGGCGUGGAAGUAGGUUUGCUUCCAGUGCAGCAGCAGCAUCUCAACGACUUGCAACUGCACAGAGGAAACGCAAGGCACCAGCUGCUCUGACGGCGCUUACCCAGGCUGCUGCUCCUGCUCCUGCUCCUGUUGUUGCUGCUGCGUCUGCUGCUGACGGCGGCAGCACGGCAGCUGCCUUCGCGUCGCCGGAAAACAUGAAGGAGAAACCGUCAGCUGCACUGUCCUCCCGUCACCCUCUGGCCAGUGAGAACAGCAGCCACAGCAGCAGCAACAAUAGCAGCAACAACAACGCUGUGCUACGCAUUCCUCCAUUGCUAGAGCGCUUAAGGCUUGUGGGUAGCCUCAGUCAACGGUAA